AUGAACAAGGGACAGCAAGUGCAUGACCAUUGUCUUUGGAUGAUGGGAUACAUAAAUGAGCUGGAAGCCUUAGGGUCUGGGCUAGACCACAUCACCAAGGUAGACGCCAUUCUGAAUUCUAUGCCUCCGUCCUACAAUCAGUUUAUCAUGAAUUAUAACAUGAAUAAGUUGAACGUCAGCUUAUAUGAGCUCCGCAAUAUGUUGCAACAAGCUGAGGAACUGAUUCAUAAGGAUGAGUCUGUCACCAUGCUUAUGGAAGCAAGCAAGUGUUGCAAGAAGAGGAGGUCGAAGAAGAAACCCCAGAAAAAGGGCAACAAAUCCAAGAAACAGAAGAAAGACAGGGCAUCCGAUGCCUGUCACCAUUGUCACCAGACCAGCCACUAG
Messenger RNA from Nelumbo nucifera (sacred lotus), 384 nucleotides. NCBI's taxonomy places the organism in Eukaryota, Viridiplantae, Streptophyta, Magnoliopsida, Proteales, Nelumbonaceae. The record is from RefSeq and is a predicted model, not a curated record.